Pocillopora meandrina is the source of this 1082-nucleotide messenger RNA. Lineage: Eukaryota; Metazoa; Cnidaria; Anthozoa; Scleractinia; Pocilloporidae. The record is from the annotation of a GenBank genome assembly.
AUGAUACUUGAUACUGGUGCACAGGGGCCACCUGGUAGUGGUGGUGCUGGGUCUCAGGGUCCUAAAGGUGUUGAAGGGGAUAUUGUAGCAUGAGGACCAAAAGGAGAUACCGGUUUUCAGGGUCCAAAAGGUGACAAAGGAGAUACCGGUCCUCAAGGUCCUAGGGGUGAUAAAGAUGGCAUUGGUGUUAGAAGUCGAAAAGGUGAUCAAGGGGACACUGGAGCACAAGGACCUAAGAGUGAUGAAGGUGAUACAGGACCACAGGGGCCAUCUGGUAGUGGUGAUUUUGCAGACCUUUUAACUGUUUUAUUAUUUCAUGGAACUCAGAUAAUCACAGGUACUUUGAAUAUGAACAGCGAAAACGUUGUUAAUCUAGGGGAUCCAUCAGGUGCAACAGAUGCCAAUAAUAAAAAGUAUGUUGACACCACCGAAAACAACAUACUGAAUGGCUCUAAGACUUUCCAGGGUGAUAUAGACAUGAAUAACAACGGUAUUAAGAACUUGCAUGCACCCACUUCAAAUACUGAUGCUGUUAAUAAGAUAUAGAGUGAGACAACAUACCAAAAAAAAGUGAUUAUAACCAAUUUAUGAGAUUGGGAAGUGGUAUUAGAUGGGAUGGUGAUGGUAAGACUAUUUAUGACCUCAUUAGAACACGAUAUGAUGAUGAAGCUGUAACCCUAGGGCAGAUGAAACACAUCACCGACAAGAGAAUAGAUAUGGACAAUCUAUUACCCCAAACAUUAAAAAGGAGGUUGUUAAUACCAGAUUAUGACAGCAGUGAUAACAGUGAUGAAGAUGUGAUUAACAAGAAAUAUAUUGACCGUAAAACUUUUACUUUAGACGUAUCAGAAGGUCUUGAUAUGAAAGACAAUAAGGUGAUUAAUUUAGCAGACCCAACAAGUGCAACAGAUGGAAGCAAUAAGAAGUAUGUUGAUACAGAAACAAGCAAUUACUUGAAAACCGAUGGUACAAGAGUAAUGAGUGGUAAUUUGAAUCUGAAGAGCAGAAGUAUAAUUAAUGUCAAACAAGCACAGGCAUAUGAAAGCACACAUGCACACAUUAAUAUCUGCGGGCCGCUGACG